AUGGAAACAGCUCAUCCACUUUCAGUUGAAAGUUUUUCAUAUAGUUGGUUAGUGAACCUUAAACCAUCAUUAGAUCAAAGCCUUGAAACUUCUCCCUUUAGAAUUUCUAUUGAUGCUUUUGAUGAAUUAGGUUCUUCUUUCAUUGAAAUGGAUCCAAAAAUGCCACCUUCUAAAAGAUUUUUUAUAAACUCACAAGAUUUCAAAUUUGACUUUCCAAUUUCACAACAAUCUUCUCUCACAACUCUUGUUGAUGCUGAUCAACUCUUUUCCAAUGGUUACUUAAUGCCAUUUUUUGAUGAAUCAUUGAAGAAUAUUAUUGAACCCUAUGAUAAUGAUUCAUCAAAUUCGAAUUCAACAUUACCUUCUUCUUCCAUAUCACAUGUACCCAAAAAAGUGGUUCCUAUAGAAAAUUCAAGAAGCCCUUCAUUGAAAAGGUGUAGAACAUUAUCAAGGAGAAUGUUUCAAAAGUAUUUGAAUUUCUUAAAACCUUUUUGUACAAGAUCGAGGGGUCAAAAACCAGGAUCAUCAAAACAAGAAAAUGGUAUGAAAAGAACUCAAUCAGUGAAGAAUAAUAGAGGAAAUUACUGUGAAUCAUCUCCAAGAAUUAGUGUUGCUUAUUCCGCAGACAAUUGGCGCAUGUCUUGUGAUUCUGAUAGUUCAAUCUAUGAAGCUAUUCUUCAUUGCAAAAAAUCUAUUGAAAGAGUGAGUUAA
Molecule: messenger RNA, 711 nt
Organism: Vicia faba (fava bean)
Lineage: Eukaryota; Viridiplantae; Streptophyta; Magnoliopsida; Fabales; Fabaceae
Source: the annotation of a GenBank genome assembly